Messenger RNA from Symbiodinium natans, 1779 nucleotides. The record is from the annotation of a GenBank genome assembly. NCBI's taxonomy places the organism in Eukaryota, Dinophyceae, Suessiales, Symbiodiniaceae.
AUGGGUAUGCGAUUGCCAGAUGAGUGGCUUUUCUGUCAUUGUGGCAAUGAAAUUUCACCUGAUGCUUUGAAAGUUCUUACAGAUAGUGGGCCAGAUGACAACCUUUGCCCGGAUCAUGUUUUCACUGGGCUGUUGGAGUGCUUGCCCCAAGACCAUCGUGACCGACUUCUCAGCAUGCGCCCGCCGAAGCGGGCCAGCCGCUCUGCAGCAGCUGCCUGCUACAGCGCGCAGAGGGCAUAUAUGACUGCUUUGGAAAGUGAGCUGUUCACGGCGGGUGCCUCUGCAAAGUGUUGCAAACUGCACCCGGGUGAGUCUUGUCCCCUGUUCUGGAGCCCGUCAAUGUCGAUGGACAAUGAGCAGACGCGACCGUUGAAGAUGAACUUUUCAGGUCCAAUGUGCACGCCGUGGACGAGCCAAGGCCCGCAGUUGGGGGACGCCGACCCUGCGAUGGAAUCCUGGAAUUGCUGGAUCAAGAAAAUGAAGCACUCCGAGCUCGAUCUCAUCUUCAUGGAGAAUUCCGCUCGGUUUCCCUUCGCUCUCUUCGCAGACGAGCUGUCCCAAGUCGGUUACCUGUGCAUUUAUGUCAUUUUCGACGCACAGGACCUGAGCAUUUGCCGGUUGCAGCCGGCAGCGCUCCAAGCCUCCAUUACUGACCUCGGGCUACCUGUCACACGUGACAGGCUUUAUGCUGUGGCAAUCAACCAGCGGUCUCUCGUGUGGCUUGGGCCCGCUUCAUCUCCAUGUGUGACAGCAGACUUCCUGAACUUGCUACGAAAAGCCCCAGCCUUGAAUGGGGAUGUGUAUGCAGGCAUGGACUUGCCUGAGAACAUUGCUGAUCUUCGCGCUGAGUUUGCUAAGAAGCGCGGAUGCUUCUCAAAUUUUGAGGACGUGCCCUUCAAGUCCCUGUUCCCUCCAGCCACCUGGUCAAGGAUGCAAGCUGGUGUCGAGAAGGCUCAGAAGAAGGAGAGUGGGCCGGGUGGCAACGCCAUCAUCGUGGAUGUUACUCAAAGUGAGACGCGACCACGUGUGAGCUCAUUGCUUCCGCCAUCCACCAAAUCUUCCCAGCUCGUGUCCGCAACUCGGGAACACAUCUUCACUGCCAGCGAGGUCGACUUUGCUAUGGGCUGGCCUACGCUCCUUAUGGGAGACAGUCACAAGUACAUGAGCGUGCUGCCGACUUGCUUGAAGGAGCUGUCAAGCAACGUUCGCAAAAAGCUGGCUGGAAAUGGAAUGUGCUUGCAGCAGGCCUUAUGCAACGUGACGCCAAUUGGAAACCAGGGUGAAAGGGCAGCUGUGCAUAGCGAGGAGGAGGCAUCGAUUUGGCGUUGGGCGGUUAGCGCAAGACUCUGGUGGGACCUCUGCAGGUCCAUUGCGGCUUUUGCUACUUUGAGGAGGUUUCGGUCCUUGCUGCACUUCCUCUACGCCGGGGACGACAUGCUCAGCAGCCUGGCUCCGCACACAGCCAUGUACCUGGUUGAUGCUGCGUCGUUCUACGGGCUCACGAACCAACGUCUGAAGCACUUCUGCGAGCUCUCGGUGAAGGACUCCUUUAACGAGGCCCACGUGCUGCAGCUCUUUGAGGCUUCUAGCCGCCUCAAUGUCGAGGGCACGCAGGCUGUGAGAGCUAUGGCCUUGGACUUCAUAAUCUCCAACUUCCACACCGUUUGUCAGCAACCGGCCCUGGAACAGCUGGACAAGUCGCUGCUCAUCGAGAUCUUGCGAGGAGUGGCGGAGCGGCUACAAAACACCCUGCAGCCACCAGCGCAGCAGGUCGGCUGA